Molecule: messenger RNA, 582 nt
Organism: Styela clava
Lineage: Eukaryota; Metazoa; Chordata; Ascidiacea; Stolidobranchia; Styelidae
Product: histone H2A-like
Cellular component (GO): nucleosome
Molecular function (GO): DNA binding; protein heterodimerization activity; structural constituent of chromatin
Source: RefSeq, a predicted model, not a curated record
AUGGUUUAUCAACUCGUUAUCUAUGGCGACCAAUCAGGACCGGGCAUAGUCAUACCGGGUGAUAUCGGUCGGAAACGAAACGAUAUUUUCUUGGCAACACUGGGCGGAGUCUAUCUAAACCUGCGAUGUAGUAUAAAAUGUAAGAGUAGGCCUCAACGAAUAUCAUUUAUCCUUACAGAGACCCAAUCAUCAUCGAAAAUGUCUGGACGUGGAAAAGGCGGUAAAUCUGCUGGACGCAAUCGUAAGUCGCGCUCUACAAGAGCGGGACUACAAUUUCCUGUCGGAAGAGUUCACCGUCUUCUUCGCAAAGGCAAUUACAGCGAACGAGUAGGUGCUGGGGCGCCUGUAUACUUAGCCGCUGUCUUAGAAUACCUGAGCGCCGAAGUUCUUGAGCUCGCGGGAAAUGCAGCGAGAGAUAACAAGAAAAGCCGAAUCAUCCCGCGCCAUCUUCAGCUGGCCGUGCGCAAUGAUGAAGAAUUGAACAAAUUGCUCGACGGUGUCACUAUUGCCCAGGGCGGCGUUUUGCCAAACAUACAAUCUUCUCUUCUGCCAAAAAAGAAAUUGUCUCAGUCUCAACAGUAA